AUAAUAUUGAAACUAAUAUAAUUAGUAGUUGUAAAUAAUAAUUAAUUAUGUAUAAAUAUAGGAUAUUAAGGGAUUUUGGAAAUGUGUUGAAAGUGUUCCCGAAAUCUCAAAGGACAUUUUGUGAUAAAAAGGCUAAACCAGAAUAUAAAGAACUAAUCGUAGAGAAAAAAAGCUCAAUAACAACAAUAGGCAUCAACAGAGCCGAAUCUAGAAAUUGUGUAGACUCAGCAACAGCUCAAGAAAUAUGUCGAGCAGUUUUUGAAUUUGAAAAUGAUGCUGAAGCUAAAGUUGCUGUACUAUACGGCACUGGGGGAAACUUUUGCUCUGGAUACGAUUUAAAAGAAUUGUGUCAUGAGAAAAUUAGGCCUGAGUUACUUCUUAACCCUGAAGGAAGCAUGGGGCCCACAAGGCGUCCAAUUUCCAAACCAAUGAUUUGUGCUGUAAGCGGUUAUGCAGUUGCCGGUGGCUUUGAAUUAGCUCUAAUGUGUGAUUUAAGAGUUGUUGAAGACACUGCUGUUAUGGGGGUCUACUGCAGGCGAUACGGUGUACCAUUAAUCGAUGGUGGUACUGUACGUCUGGCAGCAAUGGUUGGAAUCUCAAGAGCCCUAGAUCUUGUCUUAACAGGUAGAUCUUUAAAUGCAAAAGAAGCCUUUGAAUGGGGCAUUGCUAAUAGGAUUGUUGCUACAGGAACCGCUUUCGGACAAGCCCUACAGCUAGCAGGUUGUCUCACAAAAUUCCCUCAAGAUUGCAUGUUGGCCGAUAGAGAGAGUGUUUACAAUGCAACCUACAAUGCAACAUCUUUAAGAAAAGCUUUGGAUGCUGAAGUUGAAAAUGCAAACUCUGAUAUUCUACGACAGGCUGAAGAGGGGGCCCAGAAAUUCCUUGCAGGUCAUGGUCGUCAUGGUAAAUUUUAUGAUAUAACAGAAAAGCUUAUUCCAGAUUGGGAACAAGAAGAAAUUAAAAUAGAAAAGGAGCUGGGAAAAGAAUUGCAAAAGGAGCAGAAGAAAUAAAAAUUAUGUGAUCUGUUUAUAUUAAUUGGCUAAGAAAAUGUUAA
Molecule: messenger RNA, 1054 nt
Organism: Ctenocephalides felis (cat flea)
Lineage: Eukaryota; Metazoa; Arthropoda; Insecta; Siphonaptera; Pulicidae
Product: mevalonyl-coenzyme A hydratase sidH-like
Exons: 6
Coding region: 48-1010 (320 amino acids)
Source: RefSeq, a predicted model, not a curated record